AUGCCAAAUCUUAACGAUAAUAGACGACAUGAAAUAUCAUCAACAUCAAUUCAUCAUCAAUAUAAACUGCGUACACAUGUUAAUGAUAAACUGAUAGAUAGUCUAAAUCGAGAUUUUCGGCCUAAUGAUGUUAAAUUAAUGAUUCUCAAGGAUGAGUUUGAUCCACUUUCAUUACAAAGCAAUAACAAAGAUAUAAAAAGUGAGCAAGAACGUAAGAGUGUAAAGCAGCUUGAAAGAAAUGACCUUUUGCGUGUUAUAAAUGAAUUCUAUCGGAAUGACGACGUUAAAAAAUUAGCUACUGAUCGAGGCCUUGAUCUUCAACUCUUUAAAAAUGCUUAUGUUAGUUUUCGAAAAUUUCUUAUUCAAUCAGCUGUUUUACCUGUUGACUUUCAAAUCGUAUUAAAUGAUAUCAUAUGUGGUGCUGGUAUUGUUACUGAUAUGUUUCCAUUUUUUUUCCGGCAUGCACAACAAAUGUUUCCUCAUUUGAUAUGUAUGGAUGAUUUGAAAAAAAUCAGUGAUUUAAGGAAUUCAGCUGACUGGUAUCCAGAUGUGAGAGCUUUACGGCGGAAAAUUAUUUUUCAUGCUGGUCCAACAAAUAGUGGCAAAACGUAUCAUGCACUUCAACGUUUUAUGAAUAGUGAAAGUGGAAUUUAUUGUGGACCUUUAAAAUUACUGGCAUCUGAAGUUUUUCAUAAAACAAAUGCUGCUGGUACAAAAUGUGAUUUAGUCACUGGUGAAGAACGUCGUUUUGGUGAUUCUGAUGGGAAAGCGGCGAGUCAUAUCGCAUGUACUGUAGAAAUGACCAAUUUAAAUACUGUUUAUGAUGUGGCUGUUAUUGAUGAAAUUCAAAUGAUUCGCGAUCCACAGCGUGGUUGGGCAUGGACACGAGCUUUACUUGGUAUUCAGGCAAAAGAAAUUCAUUUAUGUGGAGAAAUUUCCACGAGAGAAUUAAUAGAAGGCUUAACGGUUAUCAGUGAUGAUGAACUUGAAAUUCGAGAAUAUCAACGAUUAACAAAAUUAAAUUAUUUAGAUCGAGCAGUAGAAACAUUCGAUAAUGUGAAACCUGGCGAUUGUUUUGUAUGCUUCAAUAAAAAUGAUAUAUUUCAUGUAACUCGCGAAUUAGAAAGACGUGGUCAUGAAGUUGCUGUUAUAUAUGGAUCUUUACCACCAAGUACUAAACUAUUACAAGCUCAACGUUUUAAUGAUCCAAAUGAUUUAUGUAAAAUCAUGGUUGCUACAGAUGCCAUUGGUAUGGGUCUUAAUUUAAGUAUCAAACGUGUCAUUUUCUAUAGUCUGUCAAAACCACAAUUAAAUGAACAAGGUGAGAAAGAAAAAAAUUAUGUAACAACAUCGCAAGCUCUACAAAUUGCUGGUCGAGCUGGAAGAUUCGCAACUGCAUUUCCGGAUGGUGAAGUAACAACAUUUCGACAUGAUGAUUCCUUGGUACUGAAAGAUAUUAUUCAUCGACAAGUAGAAACCAUCAAACGUGCUGGACUACAUCCAACUGCUGAACAAAUUGAAAUGUUUGCUUAUUAUCUACCUAAACAUUCACUGUCGAAUUUAAUGGAAACAUUUAUAAAUCUUUCACAAUUAGAUAAUAAUUUAUUCUUUAUGUGUAAUAUUGAAAAUAUGAAGUUUCUGGCAGAUAUGAUUGAACAUGUUCCAUUACCGAUUCGAGUUCGCUAUGUAUUUUCAUGUGCUCCAAUCAAUAAAAAUAUGACUUUUGUUUGUUCUAUGUACUUGAAAUAUGCUCGUCAGUUCAGUCUCAAUGAACCAGCUACCUUUGAUUGGCUCUCUAAACAUGUAGAUUGGCCACUUAAAACGCCGAAUACAAUUGCCAAUUUAGUUCAUUUAGAAGAAGUUUUCGAUUGUUUUGAUCUUUAUUUAUGGCUUAGUUCUCGUUUUAGUCAAAUGUUUCCAGAUAAAGAAUUAGUUCAAAGUAUUCAAUCAGAACUCGACCGAAUUAUCCAUACUGGCAUACGAAACAUUACUAAACUGGCUCAUCAAGUCGAUCAUCUUCCAGAUGCUAAAGACCAUAUUGUUAAAAAUUCUCGUUUAUCGUCAUUAUGUUGA
Rotaria socialis is the source of this 2073-nucleotide messenger RNA. NCBI's taxonomy places the organism in Eukaryota, Metazoa, Rotifera, Eurotatoria, Philodinida, Philodinidae. The record is from the annotation of a GenBank genome assembly.